Molecule: messenger RNA, 2317 nt
Organism: Lytechinus variegatus (green sea urchin)
Lineage: Eukaryota; Metazoa; Echinodermata; Echinoidea; Temnopleuroida; Toxopneustidae
Product: seipin-like
Exons: 8
Coding region: 148-1542 (464 amino acids)
Biological process (GO): lipid droplet organization; lipid storage
Cellular component (GO): endoplasmic reticulum membrane
Source: RefSeq, a predicted model, not a curated record
CGACUUUGGUCAGUUGUGGCUGUUGUUGGCCGUUAAUUACUAGCUACAUGUAACAAUUUUUUGACAAAGGUACAGACUAAGGUACUGUCGAUUAUUAUUGCAACAAAGCUGACUGCCCAUUCGUAGCUGGAUUGUGGUAAAAAAAAAAUGGUCGCUUCCGUUCGACGAGCUUUGAGACGGGCAAAGAGUUUAUCGUCUCACUGGGUGAUUUGGGCCCGGAACACCGCGGUGAAGGUCGUGCUGCUCACCGUUCUAACAACUUUUCAGCUAUGGCUUGCAUUCUUCAUGUAUGGGACAUUUUAUUAUGCUUAUAUGCCGACGGAAUUGCACACGAAACCAGUUUACUUUGAUUUUGGUUUAUGUGAUCGUUUUGAUGGAAGUGUGGCAUGCCCUUUCCCUCAAACAAACAUCAGUCUUGUAAAUCAUCCUGUCCAAGAGAGGUUAUUCAUGCCAGGACAGAGGUAUCAUAUGUUAUUGGAUAUGGAUAUGCCUCAAUCUCCAGUCAAUGAAGACCUAGGAGUCUUCAUGGUCAAGAUUGAAACUUUUUCAAAAUCCGAUGAAAUUACGUCAAAGUCAUCGAGACCAGCCAUGAUAAGGUACCGUUCCCCUUUCCUGAAAAUGAUCAACGUUGUGUGUCUUGCACCAUUCUAUGUUACGGGAUAUGCAGAAGAAAAACAGAAUCUACAAGUCAGCCUUAUGGAUGAUUUUAUUGACAAUGCUUACAAACCAACUAUAAAAAUUGGACUUGAGGUGAGAGCUAAAAAGAUCGAACUGUAUGCGGCCGUUCUCAAAGUACAUGCUCAGUUCACAGGAUUACGGUACCUGAUGUUCUAUUGGCCAGUAAGUUCAGCCUUGGUCAGUGUCAUCGCCAAUUUCUGUUUCCUGACUGUGUUGUCAAUGAUGAUGUGGCAGCAGUGCGUUGGGUUCUUGAUAGAUGAACCUAGUCUAGAGGAGAGAGAAGUACCUAACACGUCUGUGCUUACUUAUGAAGAAAGAAGGAGGAUGGCCAGACAGAAUAUGGGAGAGGAAAGAUCAGCAUUGUUCAGAAAUCGUCCAGCCCAUGUGACCAUCGUAGACCCAUUAGAUCCUCAGGCACAGAUCAGUCCAUCACCAUCUAGCAGCCAACCAGGAACCUCUGCCCGUCCAUCGUCCCCUGGAAAGAGCCCCCAGAGGAACAUCCGGAAGCGAUCAUCAAGAACACCCGGAGACCUGACCGAAGGCACUGCUCAACCAGAGGCACCCAGCUCAGGGAUCAGCAGCGACGAGUCCAAUCAGAAGGGAGGGGAGCAGAAUGUUGAAACGCUCAAAGGUGAUGAUAGUUUAUCAGGGUAUUCAGAUGCAACGACAAGUAGCACCAGUGAGGAUCCUCCCCCCGGAUUGGACGAUGAUAAGGAUGAGGAUAAGGAGGAGGUGUACUGUUCAAAGGAAGGGUAUGAGGAGGAGCAGGAGGAUAAAGAUAAAGUCGCUGAUGUUAACGAGAAUGUUGGCAGUCCACAACCAACCUCUGGUAUCCUCAGGAAACGUGUUUACAAGUCAUCUUAACAGUUUCAUUAUUUAUGUAUGCAGAACAAUUUUUUUACUGAUAUGAGUCGGGGGGGGCACUUCAAGAACUGGCCUGUGCCAUCACAGCUGUUUGAAAUCGGUGUUUCAGCUUUAAAUUGAUUACAAUACUUUGUUUGCUAAUGAAGAAAUAACAUGGCUGUCAUUUAACUUAAAAGAAAUGUAAUGAGUGAUGAAUUGAGUUGAUGUGCUUUGAGUGUUUGGGGAUCUUAUGGUGCUUUUUCUAAAGUACAUAUAUUUGGUUUGGCCUGUGGAAAAAAAAAACAGUAUUUUAGAUUCAUCCUACAUGUAAGUCAGUUGUGCUAUACACAGUUAUCAGGUUUUGGUUUCAUUCCAAACAAUCCUUCAAGUACUCUGUAAUGCUUUAUUUGAUUGAAGACUUGGUUAAGUCGUCUUUUAUUGUGAACAGUAUAUUGCUUAUACCUAUAGAAUUGCAGGAUUGCAUUGGAUCACUGGGUAAUAAUCUGUUCAUCCUGGGCACUUUCUUACAAAUAGUUGUAACCACAACUAUGGAAAUUCAUAUAUGUCAUAAUUUUUCAUAAGAAAAUUUGCAUAUUGUCUCCUUACAAACACAGAGGAACACACUGAAUUGUCAAUACAAUGAUGCAUACAUGUACACUAAUUAAAAAUAAAAAAAAAAAACACUUUGAACGAAUAUAUAUGCAUGUUAGAUGUUGGGAUUGCUGGCUUUCCAUAGUUGUGGUUGAUCAAAUCAAUCACAUCUCUUUGGGAGAUGGCACCAAUAACAGGAAGCAGA